This is a messenger RNA of Hydractinia symbiolongicarpus, 2832 nucleotides long. RefSeq lists its product as uncharacterized. Gene Ontology annotation, molecular function: zinc ion binding. The record is from RefSeq and is a predicted model, not a curated record. Bases 1 to 2832 code for a protein of 943 amino acids. The transcript is spliced from 4 exons. Gene Ontology annotation, cellular component: nucleus. Lineage: Eukaryota; Metazoa; Cnidaria; Hydrozoa; Anthoathecata; Hydractiniidae.
AUGCCUUCGAGUGUAUCGAUACUAUGUCAUGCACAAAGGCUACAUGGAUAUAGUUUUAAAAUGUGCACUUUUUUGUUACUUCCAGGAAAAGAAAAUACUACUCCAAAGAAAGUAUAUUUUCAUGGUAACACUGAGGAUGGUCAGCAAAGAUUCUGUAGACUCUGUGGAGAAAGUAACUGUGGGAGAUACAUACGUAUUUUUGGUGGAAGCAAUGUGGCAGAUGGAUUGCCAGCUAAAAUUGAAACUGUCACAGGAAUCAUAGUAUCUGACGCAACAUACGAUGUUAUAUGCCGAAAGUGUUUAAGAUUUAUUGAAAACGUUAUCAGUUUUCGCAAAAAAUGUCAGUCAGUACAAUCAUCAUCAACUAAAAAUUAUGUUGUUAAACGAAUGGCAAUUUCUCCUAAAAGUGUGAACAACUCAUUUGUAAAAACUAAUAAAGCCAAUUCCAAAAAAAGACUGAAGUUCUCUACUACAGAUAAUGUCAGUCAACAAUUGCCAACACAAAGUACAGUCAUUACAAAUUCUACAUCUGUGUUCAACAAACAAAGUUCUGUUUAUAAGGGAAGUUUAUUGACAACAAACCAAUGCGAAUAUGUGAUAAGAUCUGCACAAACAAGACUAUCUGGGACAUUGGCAAAUUCCUUAGCAUUAAUACCUAGUGUCAAUUAUGCAACAAAGUCGAUUAUAACAGCCGACAUGUCAAGAAAAAGUGAUGAUCUUUGUAAAAUGGAGAAUGGAAGUGUUUUAUUGGGAAAAGGUUUUGAAGAUUUGAAAAAUUUUUCUAUGAAAAGUAUCUGGGAUGAAAUGAAGAAAUGUCAGCCUUUUUUCAUUGAUAUUUUGUCUGCUAUUGCUGGAUCAAAACAUGAUAUCGAUGAAACUCCAGAAAAUGUGAAAGUGAAAUUCUGUUUUAUCUAUGCUAUUUUAAUGAACAUUAAAUGGAACAAGUUGUCAAAUGUACAAAGAAUAAACACGGUGUUGAUGAUUGAAGGUGGCGGAAGUAAAAAGCUUCUGGAGAGAUUGAAUAAUUUAGGGGUUACAUUAUCUUCAUCUCGUAAACCAUACUUACUGGAUUUGAUCGGUGGACAUUUUUGUGAUAAAGCAGUUGAAGCAGUUAAGAAUGGAAAGACGUUGAGAGGCACAGGGGAUAAUUGGGAUAUUAGAGUUUUACGUUCCCAUAUGACAAAAGAAUUACAAAAUGAAGAUAUACACAUGUUCGCAUCUAACAUCAUUGUUAAUAGGUUGAAUUUCACCCACCUACAAAAUGAUAGGCCAUUGCGAGAUUUGGCAACAUGCUCCCGCUCAGUUUUUCUACUAUCCAAUACUGAUCUAAGAAGAUUGAGAGAAAACUUCAAAGUGUUGAUUAGUCGUGUAUGUAUCAAAUAUCUUCCAAAAUUUAAAUUUUUGAAAAGAGUCACACCAAAUCAUAUUAAACACAUAUAUUCAAAAGAAAUGACUGAAAGAUCACAUAUCAUAUCACUACCUAUUAUUGAUGCCAAUGAAGCCAAAUAUGAUCACUGUGUGAAAAUAUUGCGACAAUAUGAGUCAUGGGUAUUUGAAAUAUUCAAAAAAGCUGGUCACAUUCAGCAAAGGGAUUUGUAUAAUCCAGUUAUUCCGGCUGGAGAUGCAGCAAGACCAGAUCAACCAGGUGCACAUGUUCAAGACACCCAAGAUGAUCCUAUGUUGGAAAUGAAAAUUCCCUUUUCUGGGGACCAGCUUACAAGAGUUAGGUUUGCUGGUGCAAAAGAUUUAUUAUCAGGUGCACACACUCCAUCAGAUAGAUUUGAGCACUGCUCUCCAUUCAAGCCAGCUAUGUGGCAUUGUAAAGCAUCCUUAUUGCAAUAUUGUUAUUCAUUGAUGUAUGAUAGUAACUCAUUUAAUCAGUUGGGAACUUUGAAAUAUUUUCGUGAAAAAUAUAACCGCAAAAAUGUGACACCAAAAAAGGUGCAUGACUCAUAUGAUGGAUGUGAAGAUUUUUUUUUAAGUGUGGGUCAAGCAUACAUUGUAGUUGCAUUAUUGAACUUUUUUGGGAUGGAAAGUGUUGAUGAAUACCCAACAAAGCACAAAUUUAUGUCUAACAUGUCGCAUAAAGGCGAUGAAGAUAUAAAAGUAUAUUUUGACACGGUUAUUGGAGCAUUUGUUGAUGCCUACAUUUUCCAAAGAGAUCAGGCACCCAACCCUGGAGAAGAAGAAGACUACGUCAAAAAUUACUCCUUGAUGAUCAUGUAUUUAGCUGUCAUUGUUUUGCAAUUAAAAGAUACUGCUGCUGAAGGAGAUGGAGAAAGGAAUCUCACAAAUCAAAAAUUGUUAAUGACUAUCUUCAAAUCGAUGAACGCCUACAGUAAGUAUGCACUAGAAAUGUUUGUUUCUAUAGCACUGAUUGAAUGUUUAUCCUCAGAGAGAAUUUCUAAUGAGUUGAAAUGGGGAUUUUUUAACAAUUGGACUGGUGGCAAUGGAAAAAAUAUAGAAGAUGACCUGACUCAAGAAAUUUUUAAUUGCAUCAGUAAGAAUGCUGUCAAAAGACUUGGAGCAAACAAAACUCUCAAAAGCAUUAGUGACAUAUGCAAAGCCACAACUGGUAUAAGAACUGUUGUAGAAAAAGUGGAUGAGGAACUAAACAUUCAUAGAAAUAGUACACAGCAUACAGCUCCAAGUGCGUUCAAUGAUGAACUUGGAAUGAUUACAGAGUUAAUUCAACUCAAUCCCUUUGAACAUUCAGCUGGACGAUUUCACGCUUGUUUCCCGGAUAUACAAAGGUCACCAAUGAAAUAUCUCAAUAUAAAUGACUAUAACAAUUGGAUAAAACUUCACCAAAAAAAUAUGUCUGGUAUAUAA